AUGAGCAGCAAAACCGCCGCCGACGGGUCGAGGCGUGGCAGCCGCGCAAAACCCAAAUCACCCACACAGCAGGCCACCAUGGCAGCAGGCCUCAACGUCAUGGCUUCAGCCGUUACCAAAAAGCGCUACUCAAAAACAAAGCUGGGGUGCAAGACGUGCAAAGUCCGCAAGAUUCGCUGCGACGAAACGUCGCCCGUCUGCAACAACUGCACCAAGUCUGGUCGCCGCUGCGAUGGCGUCGCCGAGCCCGCCAACAAGGACGGCGGCUUGACCUUUACCGCGCCCCUCACGCUGACGCACUUUCGCCCGACGCAGACGGGCUGGCUGACGCCCCAGGAGAUUGCCCACCUCGACCUGUUUCGCCACGAGCUCGUCUACAGCAUCGUCGGCCACGUCGGCACGCCCUCCUGGAAGCGCCUGAUUCUGCAGGCCGUCCACGAGGAGGUUGCGCUGUGCCACGCCGUCGUCGCCUUUACCGCCCUGAGCACGUCGGGCGUCCACGGGGGGGAUGCCGGCAGCGACAACGGCGCCGGCGCCGGCGGCUGCCACGGCACGACGGCCUCGAUGGCGGCGCAGUCGCCGCAGUCCAACGGCGCGUCCCGCGAAAACGAGUUUGCCUUGCGCCAUUACGGGAAAGCGCUCGAGGCGAUGCGCCACGUCUUUCGCCACAACGAUAAGCGAUCCAUCAACACGGCGCUUCUCUGCACGCUGCUGUGUAUAUGCUUUGAGUUGCGAAUAAAAGACCCCGCUACAGCCCUCACCCAUCUCGAGCAUGGUCUGCAAGUAGUAACUUCAAAUCUCCAUUCCGUCGACGAGGCCAUAACAACAGCAUUCGCGCGUCUCGAUCUUCAAGCAGCGAUAUUCCUAGGUGUCCGCCCACCUGCAUUGGAUCCAUCGCGGUUGGCUUCCCGCAUCUUUGUCUUUGAUUCAGUGUACCAAGAGGCCGACCACGCGCUCGCCGGCCUCAUCAGCCGCGCAUGGACCUUUAUACGGACCGUCGCCGACGACUAUCGCUACAACCAAGUCGACGGCCCGGUGCCCGCCGCCGUCGCCGCACAAGCGCAGAGCAUCAAAAGCAGCCUCGAAGCCUUUCGCAAGCAUUAUCUCGCGCCAAACAGCAAGCGCGAAAAGAUGCUGCCAGAGCAAAUAAGCCUGCUGCGCAUCAAAUACCUGACAACCGUCGUCAUCAUGAGCGGCUGCCUCUCGCACGAAGAGACAAUCUACGACGCGCACGCCAGCGACUUUGUCCAGCUGGUUAAUCUCGCCGCCGACAUUCGCGCGCGCCAGCAACAACUGAUUCCAAACUACUCGGGGGGCAGCGGCGGCGGCAGCGGGAGUGGCGGCUUCCAGCUCGACAUGGCCGUCAUCCACCCGCUCUACCUGACGGCGACAAAGUGCCGAUGCCCCGUGACGCGACGGCGCGCGAUCCAGGCGCUGUACACGGGGCCAGACUUUGAGGGCGCCUGGGAGGGCGUCGUCAGUGCGCGCAUAGGCGAGCGCGUCAUGCAGAUUGAGGAGGAGGGCAUCGCGUCGUUGGACCUGGACAGACUCCGGGAUGGCGAGCUGGUGGGUAUUCCGGAGAGGGCGCGCAUUCACUCUGUGGAUAUCUGCACCGAGCCCGCGCAGGGGCGUGCCACGGUGUACUUUGGGCGGCGGCCAAACGGGCCAGGCACCGACUGGGAUGACUUGCAGGAAGAAAUGACAUGGUAG
Molecule: messenger RNA, 1710 nt
Organism: Beauveria bassiana ARSEF 2860
Lineage: Eukaryota; Fungi; Ascomycota; Sordariomycetes; Hypocreales; Cordycipitaceae
Product: C6 finger domain protein
Exons: 3
Coding region: 1-1710 (569 amino acids)
Biological process (GO): regulation of DNA-templated transcription
Molecular function (GO): zinc ion binding; DNA-binding transcription factor activity, RNA polymerase II-specific
Source: RefSeq, a predicted model, not a curated record